AUGAAGGUGGUGGUUCUUGAGGGUAUUAGUGGUGGAAUUAGGGUGAUUCUACAUAUGGUUCAUACGGUUCACAAGGUGGUUGAUAUGGUGGAUACAGAUUGGGAUCAUAUGGAGGUGUUUGGUGGUUUGAGACAUACAGGAACCCUAAUGUCCACUCGUGGACGAGAUCGAGCACAUUCACGAGAAAAUAGGAAUGAGCAACCGGCAGACAACCAUGCCGAAUUUAUGGUGGCAAUGACAAAUUUAGCGAACACUAUGGAGGCUAAUGCUGUUACGACUCUGCAAGCUAUGCAGAGGUUAGGCCAACCGGUCGGAAACGAAAAUGAGAAUGGCGAAGGAAAUGCAAAUGACAAUGCUGAGGGAAACAGCGAUAACACGGGAGUUGCUCUGAUGACCUUGACGAUUUUUCUCAAGACGGACUUCUACAAGAAAUACUUUCCUGAGUCUGCUAGGGAAGCGAAGGAGAUGGAACUUAUGCAGCUGAAGCAAGGUUCCUUAUUGGUGGCAGACUACACAAGUAAGUUUGAGGAGCUUUAUAGGUUUUCUAGGGUGUGUCGGGUUGCCCCGAAGACCUACGAGAGCUGGAAGUGUAUCAAGUACCAAAGGGGCUUGAAGGAUAACAUAAUGACUGUUGUGACUCCUAUAGAGAUUUGUACCUUCUCCGAUUCGGUAAAUAAGCCGAGGGUGGUUGAGGAGUAUGCCAAGACAGUAGCUGCAUCCAAGGACACUCAUGGAGGGAAUACUUGUGGUUGCUUCAACUGUGGAUUGCCUGGUCAUAUUACGAAGGAUUGCGCUCGUGGGAAGAACCCGAAUGCAGGUCAGAGUCAGUAUCAAGGUCGAGUUUUUGCUGUGAACGCCAAGGAUGCUUCUAAGGCGGAUCCGUUGAUGAGAGGUAUAUGUCUAAUUAGUGAUAAAACCUUAAUUGCAUUGUAUGAUACUGGAGCUUCAUAUUCAUUUAUCUUAUUUGAUAAAGUUGAGGAAUUAGGCUUGAAAGUGCCAGAGUUAGCAUUUGAAUUGCAUGUACAUACUCCGCAUCAGACGGUUAUGACUAGGUCAGGUUGUAGGCAAGUAGGAUUUAAACUGGAGGGUAGAGAUUUUAUGCAUGACCUGAUUUGUUUGCCAAUGGUUGGAUUGGAGAUUAUUUUGGAGUUUGAUUGGUUGUCAAAGAACCGGAUUUUGUUGGAUUGUUUUGAAUGGUCGAUUCAAUUUAUGCCGGAAGGAGAAAAUGGAGGAGUGGUAGCUGAGGGUUACUACCUGAACUCUGUAAUGGUGCACUGUAAUGCGAAAAAGUGUCAAGGUUAUAUCUUGAUGACUGCUAAUGCAUCGGGCGAUGCCCUGAACUUAGAUCAAAUCCCGAUAGUAAGAGACUUUCCUGAGGUAUUCCCGAAAGAUAUCCCUGAGUUUCCACCUCAAAGGAAAAUUGAAUUUGCAAUUGAAUUGGUGCCGGGAACUGGACCACUGACGACUGCGCCGUAUAGAAUGGCUCUGAUAGAGCUGGAUGAACUAAAGACUCAGUUGAAGGAGCUUUUGAAUAAGAGGUUCAUUCGACCGAGUGUAUCACCGUGGGGAGUACCAGUUUUAUUGGUGAAAAAGAAAGAUGGAGGAAUGUGA
Molecule: messenger RNA, 1611 nt
Organism: Arachis duranensis
Lineage: Eukaryota; Viridiplantae; Streptophyta; Magnoliopsida; Fabales; Fabaceae
Exons: 4
Coding region: 1-1611 (536 amino acids)
Molecular function (GO): zinc ion binding; nucleic acid binding
Source: RefSeq, a predicted model, not a curated record